Messenger RNA from Budorcas taxicolor (takin), 5799 nucleotides. It is a transcript of the gene LCT, whose product is annotated as lactase. Gene Ontology annotation, molecular function: beta-glucosidase activity. The coding region runs from base 1 to 5799 and encodes 1932 amino acids. The transcript is spliced from 17 exons. The record is from RefSeq and is a predicted model, not a curated record. Gene Ontology annotation, biological process: carbohydrate metabolic process. NCBI's taxonomy places the organism in Eukaryota, Metazoa, Chordata, Mammalia, Artiodactyla, Bovidae.
AUGGAGCUGGCCUGGCAUUUAGUCCUUAUUGUCCUUUUAAGUUUUUCUUGCUGGGGUUUAGACUGGGACUCUGAUAAAAAUUUCAUCUCAGCUGCUGGUCCUCUAACCAACAACUUGCUACACAACCUGAGGGAUCCCCUGGGAAACCAGGAUCCUCCCUUUGUAGCAGAAGAUGAAGAAAUUUACGUUUGUCGCCAGCCACUGCCUGCAUUCCUGCCAGAGUACUUUAGAAGUGUCCGUGCCAGUAUGAUCACCCAUUACAAAGUGUUUCUGCCAUGGGCACAACUUCUCCCAGAAGGAGUCUCAGAGAACCCAGACAAGGGAACAGUGCUGUGCUAUCGGCAACUGCUUGAGGCCCUCAAGACUGCUCAGCUUCAGCCCCUGGUGGUUCUACACCACCAGACCCUCCCUGCCAGCACUCUCCAGAGAACUGAGGCCUUUGCCGAUCUCUUUGCUGCCUAUGCCUCCUUCGCCUUCCGCUCCUUUGGGGACCUAGUUGAGAUCUGGUUCACUUUUAGUGACUUGGAGCGAGUGAUCACUAAGCUUCCCCACCAGGAAUCAAGAUCUUCACGUCUGCAGAUCCUCACUGAUGCCCAUAGAAAAGCCUAUGAGAUUUACCAUGAAAAAUAUGCUUCUCAAGGUGGAAAACUCUCUGUGGUCCUGCAAGCUGAGACGGUCUCCAAACUCCUGCUAGAACCAUCUACGUCUGCACUUGUCAAGGAUGCAGUUGACUUCGUCUCUCUUGAUUUAUCUUAUGAAUGCCACAAUGAGGCAGAUUUACCACAGAAGUUGAGUGAACUGCAGACCAUUGAACCAAAAGUGAAAGUUUUCAUCUUCAGUCUGAAACUCCAGAACUGCCUCUCCACCGGGAACGACAUAGCCCAGCUGCUCUUCAGCCUUCUCAAAGCCAUAAAUGAAGACCAAGUGCUCGUCGUUGGGUUUGAUAUUAGUACAUUCCUGAGCUGUUCAUCGAGUUCCAAGAAAAGCUGGUCUUGUUCUCUGAGUGACAGCCUGACCCUCCAGACUGCCCUGCAGCUGGGCCCAGACACAGCAGCAUACGCCUGGCCGCCCCGCUCAGCCUAUCAGAGAGUCUGGGAAGUGUUUGCCAACCAGUCCAAGGCAGAAAGGGAUGCUUUCCUGCAGGAUGUUUUUCCUGAAGGCUUCCUCUGGGGUGUCUCUACGGGAGCUUUUAAUGUGGAAGGAGGCUGGGCCGAGGAUGGAAGAGGGCCAAGCAUCUGGGACAGAGUUGGGCAUCAGAACACCGCCAGGGGCCAAGCCACGCCAGAGGUGGCCAGCGACAGCUACCACAAGGUAGACACUGACGUCGCCCUGCUCCGUGGCCUCCAGGCCCAGGUCUACAAGUUCUCCAUCUCCUGGUCCCGCAUCUUCCCCACUGGGCAGGGGCAUAACCCCAACCCCCGGGGCGUUGCCUACUACAACAAACUGAUUGACAGCCUGCUGGACUCGCACAUUGAGCCCAUGGCCACACUGUUCCACUGGGACCUGCCCCAGGCCCUGCAGGAUCGUGGCGGGUGGCAGAGCGAGGAUGUGGUGGACGCCUUCCUGGACUAUGCGGCCUUCUGCUUCUCCACGUUUGGGGACCGUGUGAAGCUAUGGGUGACCUUCCACGAGCCGUGGGUGAUGAGCUACGCGGGCUACGGCACCGGCCAGCAUGCACCGGGCAUCUCCGACCCAGGGGUGGCCUCUUUUAAGGUGGCUCACAUGGUCCUCAAGGCACAUGCCAAGGCUUGGCACCACUACAACAGCCACCACCGCCCACAGCAGCAGGGGCGUGUGGGCAUCGUGCUGAACUCGGACUGGGCAGAACCCCUGUCCCCAGAGAGGCCCGAGGACCUGAGAGCCGCCGAACGCUUCCUGCACUUCAUGCUGGGCUGGUUUGCACACCCCAUCUUUGUGGAUGGGGACUACCCGGCUGCCCUGAGGGCCCAGAUCCAACAGAUGAACAAGCAGUGCCCCAGUCCUGUGGCCCAGCUCCCUGAGUUCACCGAGGCAGAGAAACAGCUCUUGAAAGGCUCUGCUGAUUUUCUGGGUCUGUCCCAUUACACUUCCCGCCUCAUCAGCACGGCCCAAGGAGAUACCUGCAUCCCCAGCUAUGAUACCAUCGGAGGCUUCUCCCAGCAUGUAGACCCCACGUGGCCCCAGACCGCAUCCUCUUGGAUUCGCGUGGUGCCCUGGGGCAUAAGGAGGCUGUUGAAGUUCGUAUCCUUGGAAUACACAAAAGGCAAAGUUCCAAUCUACCUAGCUGGGAACGGCAUGCCCAUAGGGGAGAGUGAAGACCUCAUCGAUGAUUCCCUGAGAGUCGACUACUUCAACCAGUAUAUCAAUGAGGUGCUCAAGGCUAUCAAAGAAGACUCGGUGGCUGUUCAGUCUUACAUCGCUCGUUCCUUCAUUGAUGGCUUUGAAGGCCCUUCUGGGUAUAGCCAGAGGUUUGGGCUGUACCACGUCAACUUCGACGACAGCAGCAGGCCAAGGACUGCCAGGAAAUCUGCCUAUUUUUUCACCAGCAUGAUUGAAAAAAACGGUUUCCUCAACAAGGUAGUAAAAAGACAGUCAUCACCCGGUAUAGCAAACGUCCCCCAGAGAAUCAGAGCCUUCACUUUUCCAUCCGAGGUGCCCUCCAAGGCAAAAGUGGUCUGGGAGAAGUUCUCCAACCAACCCAAGUUUGAGAGAGAUCUGUUCUACCAGGGCACGUUCCGCGAUGACUUUCUGUGGGGCGUGUCCUCGUCAGCCUAUCAGAUUGAAGGAGCUUGGGAUGCUGACGGCAAAGGCCCCAGCAUCUGGGACAACUUUACCCACACACCAGGGAGCAACGUGAAAGACAAUGCCACUGGAGACGUGUCCUGUGACAGCUAUAACCACCUGGAUGCCGAUCUGAACAUGCUCCAAGCUUUGAAGGUGAAGGCUUAUCGCUUCUCCAUCUCCUGGUCUCGGAUUUUCCCAACUGGGAGAAACACUUCUGUCAACACACAUGGUGUUGAUUAUUACAACAAGCUGAUCAAUGGCUUGGUGGAAAACAACAUCUCUCCCAUGGUGACCCUGUUCCACUGGGACCUGCCCCAGGCCCUGCAGGACAUUGGAGGCUGGGAGAAUCCUUCCCUGAUUGACUUGUUCAACAGCUACGCAGACUUCUGCUUCCAGACCUUUGGUGACAGAGUCAAGUUCUGGAUGACUUUUAAUGAGCCCACGUACCAGGCCUGGUUGGGGUAUGGCUCAGGGGAAUUUCCCCCAAAUGUGAAUGACCCAGGCUGGGGACCUUACAGGAUUGGCCAUACAAUCAUCAAAGCUCAUGCCAGAGUCUAUCACACGUACGACGAGAAGUACAGGCAAGAGCAGAAGGGGGUCAUCUCCUUGAGCCUCAAUUCCCACUGGGCAGAGCCCCAGUCGCUGGUCCCCAGGGACGUGGAGGCAGCUGACCGGAUGCUGCAGUUCUCCUUGGGUUGGUUUGCCCACCCCAUCUUCCGAAACGGAGACUACCCCGAUGCCAUGAAGUGGAAGGUGGGGAACAGGAGUGAACUGCAGCACUUGGCCACCUCCCGCCUGCCCAGCUUCACGGAGGAGGAGAAGCGGUACAUCGCAGCUACCGCCGAUGUGUUCUGCCUCAACACUUACUCCUCCAGGAUUGUGCAACACACGACACCCAGGUUAAACCCACCCUCCUACACGAGUGACCAGGAGCUGCUGGAGUGGGAGGACACUUCCUGGCCUGCCACAGCCAUGAACAGGGCUGCCGCCUGGGGGACGCGGAGGCUGCUCAACUGGAUCAAGGAAGAGUAUGGGGACAUCCCCGUUUACAUCACUGAGAACGGAGUGGGGCUGACAGACCCCGAACUGGAAGACACCAACAGGAUAUUUUACCACAAAACCUAUAUCAACGAAGCUUUGAAAGCCUACAGACUUGAUGGUGUCAACCUUCGAGGAUAUGCUGCCUGGUCCCUGAUGGACAACUUUGAGUGGCUGAAUGGCUACACGGUCAAGUUUGGACUGUACCAUGUUGAUUUCAAUGACGUGAACAGGUCUCGCACAGCAAGAGCCUCAGCCAGGUACUACACAGAGGUCAUCACCAACAAUGGCAUGCCGCUGUCCAAGGAGGAUGAGUUCCUAUAUGGACAGUUCCCCAAGGACUUCAUCUGGAGUGCAGCUACCGCCGCAUAUCAGAUCGAAGGUGCAUGGAGAGCAGACGGCAAAGGACUCAGCAUCUGGGACACGUUUUCUCACACACCCCUGAAGGUUGAGAACAACGACACAGGGGACGUGGCCUGUGACAGCUACCACAAGAUUGCCGAGGACCUGGUCGCCCUGCAGACCCUGGGCGUGACCCACUAUCGCCUUUCCAUCUCUUGGACCCGCAUCCUCCCUGACGGGACCAACAAGUACGUCAAUGAAGCGGGCCUGAACUACUACGUGCGGCUCAUCGACACGCUGCUGGCCGCCAACAUCCAGCCGCAGGUGACUAUUUACCACUGGGACCUGCCCCAGGCACUCCAGGAUGUUGGGGGCUGGGAGAAUGAGACGAUCGUACAGCGGUUUAAGGAGUAUGCAGAGGUGCUGUUCCAGAGGCUGGGGGACAAGGUGAAGUUUUGGAUCACACUGAACGAGCCGUACGUUGUUGCUAACCAGGGCUACGGCUACGGGACGGCAGCUCCAGGAAUCUCCUUUAGGCCCGGCACUGCCCCCUACAUUGUUGGCCACAACCUAAUAAAGGCUCAUGCUGAAGUCUGGCAUCUGUACAAUGAUGUGUACCGUGCCCAUCAAGGUGGCAUCAUUUCCAUCACCAUCAGCAGCGACUGGGCUGAGCCUAGAGACCCCUCCAACCAGGAGGAUGUGGAGGCAGCCAGGAGAUACGUUCAGUUCAUGGGAGGCUGGUUCGCACAUCCGAUAUUCAAGAAUGGGGAUUACCCUGAGGUGAUGAAGACGCGGAUCCGUGACAGGAGCUUAGCGGAAGGCCUCAACAAGUCUCGGCUCCCUGAGUUCACGCAGAGUGAGAAGAGGAGGAUCAACGGCACCUACGACUUUUUUGGGUUCAAUCACUACACCACUGUCCUGGCCUACAAUCUCAACUAUGCCUCUUGGAUCUCCUCCUUCGAUGCAGACAGGGGAGUGGCCUCCAUCACAGACCGCUCCUGGCCAGACUCGGGCUCCUUCUGGCUGAAGAUGACCCCUUUUGGCUUUCGGAGGAUCCUGAACUGGUUGAAGGAGGAGUACAACAACCCCCCGAUCUACGUCACAGAGAACGGAGUCUCCCACCGGGGAGAAGCAAACCUCAAUGACACUGCAAGGAUCUACUACCUCCGCAGCUACAUCAACGAGGCGCUCAAAGCUCUGCAGGAUAAGGUGGACCUUCGAGGAUACACGGUUUGGACUCUGAUGGACAACUUCGAGUGGGCCACCGGCUUCUCAGAUAAGUUUGGUUUGCAUUUUGUGAACUAUACUGACCCUGCUCUGCCAAGGAUCCCCAGAGAGUCAGCCAAGGUCUACGCCUCCAUAAUCCGGUGCGGUGGCUUCCCCGACCCUGCUGCAGGGCCACACCCUUGUCUUCAGCAAGAUGCUGAGCCUACCGCCAGCCCCGCCAGCCCCGCCAGCCCCGUGAGUCAGAAAAUUCAGUUCCUGGGCCUCAGGCUGAGUACGACGGAAGCCCAGACAGCGCUUAACGUGCUCUUUGCUUUCAUGCUUCUUGGAGUCUGUGGGGUUGCAUUUCUGUCCUACAAGUAUUUCAAGCACUCCAAGCAAAAGCACACACAACCAGGCGAACAGGAAUUGAGCCACAGGUCUUCCUUCUGA